CUCUUACCUAGCGUUUUUCACAGUUGCUGCCACAUAAGGACCUAUGGUUGGCACCUAAGUGGUGUUCACUCGCCCGCUCUUAUUACGGGAAGAACGGCUUACUCACCAGCCAUAAGGGCUGUUUGCUUCGUCCCGACUCGCGAUUCACGUCCCGACAACUUGUCCAAAGCUUCUAGUCCAGCGACCUUUGUGCGUCCCUCAAACGAGUCGUGCCCCUCAAACGAGUCGUGCCCCUCAAACGAGUCGUGCCCCUCAAACGAGUCGUGCCCCUCAAACGUGUCGUGCCCCUCAAACGAGUCGUUUCUCCUAGUACUCAAGUAGCCUGCACUCAGCAGCAGUCCGGACUACUACGCCGUUCCUUUACCGUCGAUCGGAUCGCACGUGACUCCUAAUAUUUCCGGUUAACAGCAGCGAACGCGUCGAGCUGUCGAUCUCGUGCCAUACCGCCUCGUUCCGCGCGUCUCGCAGCAGCCAAUUCAGAACCGUCGCAUGGCGUCCCGGUUAUCUGUAAACCGGCCACCAACGCCGGAGCCAGAGGUUCGAGAGAGAAGAGACGAGCCCAUGUCGCUACGAGAGGUGGUGGAUGCAAAG
Molecule: messenger RNA, 591 nt
Organism: Closterium sp. NIES-67
Lineage: Eukaryota; Viridiplantae; Streptophyta; Zygnematophyceae; Desmidiales; Closteriaceae
Source: the annotation of a GenBank genome assembly